Molecule: messenger RNA, 1324 nt
Organism: Amaranthus tricolor (Joseph's coat)
Lineage: Eukaryota; Viridiplantae; Streptophyta; Magnoliopsida; Caryophyllales; Amaranthaceae
Product: LOB domain-containing protein 4-like
Exons: 2
Coding region: 327-833 (168 amino acids)
Source: RefSeq, a predicted model, not a curated record
UCCACUCUCUCUAGUCUCCUAAGAUUGCUACUUUUUUUUUAACUUUCAAAAUCUCACUAAAAUAUUACUUGCACUUUACUCUUGUCCAUAUUAUUAUUAUUAUUAUUAUUAUUAUUAUUAUUAUUAUUAUUAUUAUUAUUAUAAAUAAAGUAGUAUAAAUUAGUACAUAAAAUCAAGAGUUGUUGGUGGUGGUUGUUGUCAACAAUAUAUGAACAUUAUUUAAGACUCAAAUUCUGUAAAUAAUAAAUCAUAUUAACUUUCCAAUUAGAAAGUUUCGAAUUUGAGUUUUUAUGUUUUAAAAUAAUAGAGAAUAGGCAAAGAAAAUAAUGAAGGAAAAUGGGAGGAAACAAGGAGCAGUAGCUCCUUGUGCUGCCUGCAAACUGUUGAGACGAAGAUGUGCACCAGACUGUGUAUUUGCACCAUAUUUUCCAGCUGACGAACCUCAAAAAUUUGCUCAUGUGCAUAGGGUUUUUGGGGCUAGUAAUGUCAACAAGAUGUUACAGGAGUUGCCAACACACCAACGUGGUGAUGCAGUGAGUUCGAUGGUGUAUGAGGCAAAUGCAAGGGUACGUGACCCAGUGUAUGGUUGUGUAGGAGCAAUAUCGUCACUGCAACAACAAAUAGACGUCCUUCAAACACAAUUAGCCCUAGCUCAAGCAGAAGUGGUGCAUAUGCGAAUGCGACAAUAUGCCAAUACUAUGCCACACCAAGGCACAAGUUCACCGGAAAACUCCCCUUCUUCAAAGAUGAUUUCCUCACAAACCAAGUCUCUUUUUAGCAUGGACAUGGUUGUAGAUCAGCCUAAUAUCGAAGAGUCACUUUGGUCAUGUUAAUGCUCUUAAAUGUUUCAACUAUUUUUUCCGUCCUGUCAUGUUUGCAUCAUUGGCAAAAAGUUUCUGGCCGAAAGAAGCAUAAAGAGCAUUUUCCAUAUUUUAGAUACAUAAUUAAAUAUAAUAUAUUUAUGAUGGAUGAUGAUGUAAUAGUGUCCUUAGCUUUAUUGGGACCUAGUAAUUUCCUUUUAUGUUACCUUAGUCCUUUACAUCUUUAUAGCAAAAAAAUAGCACAUCUCUCUCUAAUUGACCUAGAGGUGAUGAUGGUGAUGAAGAAUUAUUAACCUUAUUGUACAUGUAUAAAACAUAUAUAAUCAUGACUUAUUAUAUAGUUUAGUAAAAAGUAAUGAAUUUGCUUGUUUUCUUUUUGUAAUUUUCUAUGUUUAGUGGUCUUAAUGGCCAUUAGUCUUCUAAAUGGGCAUUUUAGUAACCGACAUACUAAUAGCUAAUGAAAGGCACGCCCUAUCCUCUUUUUUGAUUGAAUUAAACACUAU